AUGUCGUCCUCCCAGUCUCAGAAGCCUCAGGCUCCCAGAUACGAGUCGAACAAGUACUGCGUCUGCACUUCCUGCAUCAACAACGAUGGCGGCCAGUGCGCGACCUUGGUCGAGCUUGAGAAACACCUCAAGACGGUUGGAAUUCUCACGGCCAAUGAUGCACAACUCACCCAGAUCCUACUCCCUGGGCCGCCGACCCACGAUUUGACGCCUUGUCACACCACACUGCUCGCCUUUUUCUCAGGUGUCAUGGAUCGUGAACUGCGAGAUAACAUGAGCAAGGGCCGAUCCAUGAGUCGCAUUCAAUUUUUCAAUCAAAAGAUCUGCGCAGAUGACAUGGCAUCGCUCCUCACGUGGUGCCGCACAGGACGCAUCCAUAUCGAUUAUGACGAUAGCGAUUUCCAGGAUGACCGGUGUCGGUUCGAGCGACUGUGGAAUCUGGCGGCUAUGCUCGAGAUGCCUGAAUUCGCCAAUUUCUGCAUGCGCCUUAUUCUGGCAAAAUACAGCUGGAACGUUCUGGGUGCCUCUGAGACUCCCGCGUUGGACUUCCAGAGUGCUCCGUACGGACCCACGGGACCGCUAUUUGUCAUCACGAACCAGCUGGACGUCGUCAGACACUCUCGUCUCUCCGCGUUCAUCGAAAGGCUCCUCACGUCCCGCGAUCCCUUGCAGGAGGAUCUCGUGCAUGCUGUCAGCAACGGUAAGCGUGAAGCGUAUCAGAACGCAUGGCAUGACCGGCUCGCAAGCAAUAUCCAGCUCAACUACCGGGUUGCAGAGUCGCGAACAGUAGACGAAAGUAAGGUGGACAAUGACCCGACGAAUCCGGAACUCGCAGGUCUGUUCCUAGUAUCGGUUCCCGACCGCGACCCUGACCAGUUUCGUCUUGAGCUCAGCCGUCAGGGGUAUCAGACAGCGAAGAACACUGUUGCCAAGACUAAAUACACACAACGCACACUCUGUGUACCCUCCCGCGACAAGCAGGUCUUCUACAAGGCCUUCGAAUACGAUCCCGCCGAUCACAGAGAGCUGGGUGCUGCGCCUCCGCGAUGA
Anthostomella pinea is the source of this 1050-nucleotide messenger RNA. The record is from the annotation of a GenBank genome assembly. Lineage: Eukaryota; Fungi; Ascomycota; Sordariomycetes; Xylariales; Xylariaceae.